UCAAUAUAUCUACCUCAAUAUAUUGUACAUUAUACCUCAAUAUAUUCUACAUUAUACCUCAAUAUAUUUUACAUCAUACCUCAAUAUAUCUACUUCAAUAUAUUCUACAAUAUAUUUAAAUAUAUUCUACAUUAUACCUCAAUAUAUUCUACAUUAUACCUCAAUAUAUUGUACAAUAUACUUCAAUAUAUUCUACAUUAUACCUCAAUAUAUUCUACAUUAUACCUCAAUAUAUGUACUUUAAUAUAUUCUACAUUAUACCUCAAUAUAUGUACUUUAAUAUAUUCUACAUUAUACCUCAAUGUAUUUUGUUAG
This is a messenger RNA of Lottia gigantea (owl limpet), 315 nucleotides long. RefSeq lists its product as hypothetical. The transcript has a single exon. The annotation marks the transcript as partial. The record is from RefSeq and is a predicted model, not a curated record. NCBI's taxonomy places the organism in Eukaryota, Metazoa, Mollusca, Gastropoda, Lottiidae.